AGUAAAUUGGUCUAUCAAGUACACCCGCUACCUGAUCAAAUUUUAGAUUAUGUAUGGGAUUAUGGUGUCCUUAAACUUGAGGAAGAAAAGGCUUACAUUGAGAUCAUGGUGAAAAGUCAGAUAGGAGCACAACCGCUAUUUGUGGAUUUGCUUUGUGAAUCACAGAAAUUCAUUCGAAUGGUUGAAGAAUCAUACACAGUUAGCCUUCGCGAUGUAAAACGAGCAAUAAAGCUGGCCUUAUGGUUCCAGAAUAGUAUGAGGGAUCGACCACCUGCAACGCAUCCUCGUGGUCUCGCUAUUUACUUACAAUUUUGGAACUAUCCACCAAAAGACAAAAGAACAUUGAUACGUAAUAGCUUUGUUCUAUCACUUGGACUUUGCUAUCAAUCACGUUUAUAUGAUCAAGAUUUGCGAAAAAGAUAUCGAGAGUGUAUGGCGAAAGUUUUUAUGGAACAUAAAGAAAGACUUAGUGCUUCAGAUUUUCAAAUGAUAAUUCGUAGAGAGCAAGAAGAUUUUAUGCGAAGAAUGGUUUGCCCUCCAUCUACAGCAGAUAAUGACGCUCUUUUGGAGAACAUUCUUGUGAUGAUUGUUUGCAUAUUGAAUCAAAUUCCUGUUUUUAUUAUCGGAGCUCCCGGAAGCUCAAAGUCUUUGGCAGUACGACUUAUUAGCUCAAAUCUUCGAGGAGCAGAAUCAGAUGAUGAAUAUUUCAAAACAUUACCACAAGUAUAUUUUAUACCGCAUCAAGGUUCUGCCUCUUCAACUUCAGCCGGGAUACUUAAAGUUUUUGAUAAAGCAGAAAGUUAUCAGAAAACAAGCUCAGAGGCAUUUCCUGUGCAAGCUGUUGUCCUUCUCGAUGAAGUCGGUCUAGCAGAAACUAGUCGAUUCAAUCCUUUGAAAGUUCUUCACGCUCUUUUAGAGCCUGGUUUCGUAAAGGAUGAUUCUAUUGAAAGUCCAAAUAUGUCAGUUGUUGAAGAAUCUGAAGAAAUUCAAUCAAAACCACUUAUAGACAUAGAAUCAAUUUUCGACACUGAAGAUCCCAUAGAAGGUUCAUCAUCAUCAGUGUCGAUUAAUAAGGAAACUCCUAAAGAUGGGCCAACAGUAUCAGUUGUUGGUAUUAGUAAUUGGCGUUUGGACAACAGUAAAUCGAGCCGAGCGUUGCUUGUGCAAAGGCCAAAAUUUGGCAUUGAGGAUCUUACUUUAACAGCUAAAAUGCUUUUAGAUAACGAUAAAAAAGCCAAAAAUAAAAUAGAUACUUCUAUACUCAGACAACUUGCUAAAGCCUACCUUGAUUACGAAAAGAAUCAAAAAUAUAAAAAUUUUCAUGGGCUUCGCGAUUAUUACGCAUUGGUAAAAAGCUUGAGUGGCUCCGACUUGACAAUGCAAUCUUUAGAACUAGGGCUUAUAAGAAACUUUGGAGGAACCGAUCAGACUAAAUUAAUAUGCGAAAAUUAUUUUGGUCAAGUUCUAAAAAGUUUCAACAAUAGUAAGAAUUACACAUACAGAUCGAUUUCCGUAGAAAAGCUUAUAAAUGAGAAUCUGAACCGAAAGGACACAAGGCAUUUGAUGGUUAUUGGUAAAAGCGAUUCCCUAGUCAACAUCUUAACAUAUCAUGUACGAGCGCAACAUUUAGAUCCUGUCGUGUUAUGCGGGUCACAAUUUCCUGAUGAUGGUGAUGGUGAUUAUUUAUACGCAAUGUGUGUUGAAGCAGGAAGACCUUUAAUUCUCUCAGAUCUUGACAUUAUUUAUGGAAGUCUUUACGAUCUAUGGAAUCAGAAUUAUAUUACUCUUGGAAACCGCGAAGACACAAAGUAUUACGCACGCGUUGCACUUGGAGCUUAUUCUAAUCCAAUGUUAUAUGUACACCCGGACUUCAAAUGUAUUUUGGCAAUGGAUGAGGAUAAACUCGAACAUACAGAUCCACCUCUGCUCAACCGAUUUGAAAAACAGAGAUUAACAAUUAAUGAUAUACUCUCUGAACGCCAAAAAGAACUCUGUGAAGUUUUACUUAAAUGGGUUCAUCAAAUAUCAAAAUUGCAAAGUGCAAAAGCAAAUGAGUUCAACGAAAAAGACAUUUUUAUAGGAUUUGAUAAAGAAGAAACCGUUCAGAGCUUGUGUAAGGAGAGGUUAAUAGCUAUCGCCUCAUUAGAUGGUAUGGUGCGAGCUAGGCAAUCCAUUUUAAACAUGAGAAAUCCUCAAGAAAUUAUUGAAUUGAAUAAUUCCUAUUUUAAGAGUGGUCUGCAUGAUGAUAUUGAGUCAUGUUUAAGGCUAUUGCUUGGUGAUGGAAAAAGUCGAGAAAAUAAAGAUGGUCAAUUAAUCAUCGUAAAUACCUUUUCGAACAUUAAUACUGAUGUUAAAUCAUGCUUAGAUGCAUUGGUAACUUGCCAAGUGGAUAAACUUUCGACAUUCAAAACAGAAGCUCAACUUCAAGAUCGAAUAAAACAUUUUUGGCUAGAUAGUAACGAUGAACUUUUAGUUCUACAAUGCGAUCUAUCAACAGUGAAUUUUGGAUGCAUUAAAUUGGCGAAAUUCAUUAUCGAACAAAUAAGAACAAAAUAUCUGGAAAAAAAAAGGAAAGUAGGCAUUAACAUACCAACUAAGCAUGCUUGUAUCAUCUUACAUAUUCAUCGUGAACAGAAAGCCGCUACUGUUUCAUUCGAUUUCAUAUGUGGAUGGAAUCAAAUUACUGUUGGAACAUUGACACCGGAAGAGGAAAACAUGCAAGUUUUUAUGCAAGGAAAGAUUACAGAUGUUAUGAAUUCGGUUUUCCCAUUCGAAGAGAUCUUAGAGCAGGAAUUAUUAUGGUGUCUCCUCUGCAUUAAGUAUCCAUCUACAUCAGAGUCUGUAGAGCAUAUUAAGUACCUUGUUGAUGAAAUUCCUCAACAUCCACGAUUUAUAGAAGUUUUAAAACAAAGAACAUUGAAAUGGUUGGAUGAAAACAUUUCCGCAGAUUGGCAGCUGCAGGUUGCCUCUGACAAAAAAAUACUUUAUCUACAUUCAUCAUUCGCUUCUGCUCUUAGAGCUUAUGUUCGAAUUAUUGUGAGGAAAUAUAUUGCAAAGUUGUUAUGCUCACUUGAACGGCUGUCUGCUCUCAAAACUUUACUAAAUUUAGAGCGCAAAAACGGUGACAAUCAUCUUAUUGAAUUUUGGUAUCAGAUGUUUAACGAUGAUAGUAUUAUUGACAUUGAAAUCCUGAUGGACGCUAAACCUGAUGGAUAUCCUAUUACAAAUGGCCCGUAUAGCAUGGAAUUCCCCUUCUCAUUUUAUAUUAUCAAACAAAUUAAUAAUUAUGAAAAACUUUAUUUGGAGGACGUUAAGGUGCUUGAAGAUAAAAAAAAUAUCGAUAACGUUACAGGAAAUUUAUCAAACGAAGUAUUUGUUAAUUGUUUUGAAAGGUUCCAAAACAUUUUAUCAAAUAUUCCUGCCCUUAAACAUGAGACACUUAAAAAAUCAAUUGACUUAUAUUACAAAGAUUUUCUUACCUUUAUCUCUUCUGGACUUGGAGGCAAUGAGAAUCGUAAACUCAUCGAUCUUUUACUACAACGACAUUUGGGUAAAAAACUAAUCCUGAAUCCUAUAAUACUUCAUACUUAUUGUUGGGGGAAUUCAGAUAUUAUAAUUGCUGAAUUACAGUUAGCUAAACUUUGUUCUUCAAUUACUAAUGAAUUAAACAAAGAAAUAAGUGAUGAUUUUGAUUUCCAGAAUUCUGUAAAAGAUCUUUCAGAUAUAGCUAUUCAGUUAACGCUAGACCGUGUCCAUAUGAUGGAUGAUAAAAGAGAAUUGCAAGAGUGGCAGAUUGAAGCCUCUCAAGUUAUUCACCUUUGUUCCGAAUUGUCAACGGAUUCCUCACCCUUUCUUCAUCUUCUUAAUAUAUGCAACGAUCUUCUUAUAUCAAAAAAAAUAGUUUAUCCGAAUCAUCUCUCGACAAUUAUUAACCUUGGACGUAAUUAUGAUGGUUCAAAUAGCGACUUUACAAACUAUAUUUUUAAAAUGUUUGGCAAUACAAAAAACAAUACAAAGAGUAGCAUCGCAAAACAAAAUUUUAUUUUACAAAUAUUAGAGAUUAUUCCGCUUGAAUCACCUGAUCGCUUGCAUGUUUAUGAACAAUUAUUUGCACAAGCUCAACCAUCACAUUUCACAGCCUUUACAAUACUUUACAUUUUUCGUUCGGAAGAGAAGGAUUGGUUCUCAACUAUAAUUAGGAAUGCAAAUGAAGUAUUAAAUUUUUCAUCAAGACUCAAUAUAAUAAACCAACAAUUAGGAAAGAAUCAUGAUUCACAGUUAGCAGCAUUAUGCUGUGAUGUUAUUCAAAAAGGAUUUUUGGCCUGGGUUGGGUUGCAAAGGCUUAAAGGAUUAUUUAAAGAUGCUAUACAGGUUUUGUGUGCCAAUAACGCCAAACCGUUACAACUUGUUUGUGCCAUAGCUCUAUUAAAGCAAAUCGUAGAUGAUUUAUGGUCAUCAGCAAGCUUAGACAAAGCUUUUACUGAGCCGAUAAAAUUUAAUAUUAUUGAUUCAAAUGAGUUCAUGGCUAUCCUAAAUGAAUUGAUGCAGAAACCACAUCCAUUAAUCCAAUCGCUCAAGUUCUAUUUUCUAAAGAAUUUACGAGCUCGCAGCUUCACGAUGAGUGAUCUUAAACAAUUUUUCAAUCUUAACCAAACGACUCUACCAUGGCUUUCUGAUUUACCAUGGAAUAAAGAUAAUAAUUCUCGAUUACCUCUCAAUCCUUACUUUUUGUUUAAGGAAUAUGAUGAAGCAGAGGAUGCCUUGAGCAAACCAAAAUUAAAGGACUUUUUAAAGAAGCUUGAACCAUAUAACAAAGUUAAUUUGCGCAUUUCUUUUAUUGGAGCUAUUGUAGCCAACCUAUAUAUAAUUAAUGCGACACGCAACUUGAAUGCAAAUGAAAAGAAAAUAGUUAAUACUUUGCGUUCAUCUUUAAAUAAUAUUAAUUUAUCACCAGCAUACAAACAGCUUGUGAUGGGACUUUUGGACAACGAAAACCCUAUGCUACGAAUUAACCCGAGAACUAAUAACGAAGAUUUGUUAAUUCGCUUGGUCAUCAUUCAUAUACUUGCAGUUCAUGCUUCAAUUCCAGCAAACGAUUCACCAUUAGCGCUGUACCUUCACCAAUUACAACAUUGUCACUACACAUAUAUACUAACUUGUCCAUCUGAUGAAGAAGCAAUUUUAAUGGGUGCACUUAGCGGAUUUUCAUGGUACCAAUGUGCAUGUGGAUACAAAUAUGUCGUUGGUGAAUGUGGUCAAACUAUGCAGGAUCGACGCUGUCCAAGAAAUUGUGGCAGAAUGGUUGGCGGGCAACAUCACAGAGCAGCAGCAGGUCAAACAAAAUUAACUGCCAGUCAGGUUCAAAAUGCAGUCUCUAACAAAGAUAAAACUGGUUAUAUAAUGGAAGCAGGAACAUUAGAACGAGGCAAAAGUGUUCGCGAAAUGACUGCAUCAUCAUAUCGAAUAUUGCACCUUUUUGUUCACGCUCUUAUUGCCGCCUCUCCAGAUUCACGUGCAUUCUUAAAUCAUAUUGCAGAUCCUAUUGCACACUGUUUAGAUCAUAUUACCAAAGAUUGGAAAGUAUUAAAAGAUCUCAUAAACUGUAGUAAUGAAGAUUUGGCUUUAAUAUUACACGAUAUACUUCAUUCGAUUACACAUUAUCCGAUCACACAAGAUGGUCAAAGUCGAAAUCCCAUGUUAAGAACAUCAGAAGCACGAAUAAAUUGGGAACGCCAAUUCACUAGAAAAUACAUUACUGAUCGGGCUGAUCGGGUUAAGAAUCCUAUAACUGUAGCAAUGAAUUUGCGUGGUAAACUCCAGAAAGCUAAAGAUGAAAGGAAGAAACAAACUACUACUCUUGAAGCAGAAAUAAAUGAAACUUUGGCAUUUGACAAUAUCAAUAGAACAAGACGAUUACCUAGACUUUGGAGACAUAUUGGAAAUACGAGCUUUAAUGACUUUCGUGCAUAUUAUGAAAAUAAUGAACACUAUCAGAAGGAUUUUCCAUUUAUUUCAGUCUAUUUCAAACAUGAAAAGGUUCUACAGCAUCUGAAGCAUCUGAAUAUUUUAGUAAAAUUUGUACGUAUACUUUCCUCGCGUCUUAACUAUCGAAUUAAACGGAAUGAUGCAUUACAUAUGACAUUUCGAGAGUUCAUACAUGAGCAUGAAAAACUUCAGCAUUCUCUUCGAGUUACAUUUGAUAAUUUUGCAAAGUCAUGGAAUGCAAUUAUGCCUCUUAUUGAUAGAUAUCAAUGUCAUGAUCUACCUACAAAAAAACCUGAAAUGAAUUUGGAUUGUCAAGUCGUAUUUGGCCUUAUGGAAGGCAAGGAUUCUGGCCUAUUUCUAUGCGCAGCUCUGGAAUAUUUAGUUGAUCUUCAAAACAAAUUCCUACAUGAUGUUAUUGAAUCAG
Messenger RNA from Racocetra persica, 6409 nucleotides. Lineage: Eukaryota; Fungi; Glomeromycota; Glomeromycetes; Diversisporales; Gigasporaceae. The record is from the annotation of a GenBank genome assembly.